CGUGCCGAGCCGGCCCCCAUCUCCGCCACCAACCUCUCCUGUAUAAAGCCUCGCGGCCUCCGCCUGCCUCCUCCUCCCACCAGUUCCAGGACAACCAGCGACAGCCGCCACUUCGUCCAGCUCCGGCCCCGGGAGGAUCGCUUCGCUGCCAAAUCGCUCGUCGACGGCGGGAUGGGGGAGGCGUCAUCUCCGGCGAUCGCCAAGGAUGUCACCGAGCUGAUCGGGAACACGCCGUUGGUGUACCUCAACAAGGUGACCGACGGGUGCGUGGGGCGCGUCGCCGCCAAGCUCGAGUCCAUGGAGCCCUGCUCCAGCGUCAAGGACAGGAUUGGGUACAGCAUGAUCACCGACGCGGAGGAGAAGGGGUUCAUCGUCCCAGGCAAGAGUGUGCUGAUUGAACCAACCAGUGGCAACACAGGCAUUGGGCUGGCCUUCAUGGCUGCUGCCAAGGGUUAUAGACUUGUACUCACAAUGCCCGCCUCCAUGAGUAUGGAGAGGAGAAUCAUCUUGAAGGCCUUUGGUGCUGAGCUGAUCCUCACCGACCCACUCUUGGGAAUGAAAGGAGCUGUCCAAAAGGCGGAAGAACUGGCAGCAAAGACGCCCAACUCAUACAUCCUUCAGCAGUUCGAGAAUCCUGCCAACCCAAAGAUUCACUACGAGACAACUGGGCCUGAAAUCUGGAAAGGCACAGGUGGAAAGAUCGAUGGCCUUGUUUCUGGCAUCGGGACAGGUGGUACCAUUACUGGAACUGGAAAGUACCUCAAAGAGCAAAACUCUAACAUCAAGCUCUACGGUGUGGAGCCUACCGAGAGUGCUGUCUUAAAUGGUGGAAAGCCUGGACCACACAAGAUCCAAGGAAUUGGAGCUGGUUUUAUCCCUGGUGUCUUGGAUGUUGACAUCAUUGAUGAAACCAUACAGGUUUCAAGUGAUGAGUCUAUUGAGAUGGCAAAGUCUCUUGCAUUGAAAGAAGGAUUGCUGGUUGGGAUCUCUUCUGGUGCUGCUGCAGCUGCUGCAAUCAAGGUUGCUCAGAGGCCUGAAAAUGCAGGGAAACUCUUUGUUGUUGUGUUCCCGAGCUUCGGAGAGCGCUACCUUUCGUCGGUGCUCUUCCACUCCAUCAAGAAGGAGGCCGAGAGCAUGGUGGUCGAGUGACGCUCGGGACUCGUCUCCUCAAGCGCGCGAAGCUGUUCUCUGAAGCCGAAUCCCUCCAUUCAUAGGAGCCCUCUUCUACAAGAAAUAAAUCUUCGGCGUCCCUGCUAGUGUUGGUCUGACAUCAAAGUCCUGUCAAGUUUUAAUCCCACCUUGUGUGGCAAUGGGGAAUACUUUUGUGUUGGCCUUGUGGUGUUUAGCAAUUUGAAUUACCUCCUGCCUGCCCUGUAUAUUGAACUCCUCCUCUGUGGUCCAUAUGUCAGCCAGUGUGAAAUAAAGCAUCAUGGUGCCCUUACAUGUC
Molecule: messenger RNA, 1447 nt
Organism: Triticum dicoccoides
Lineage: Eukaryota; Viridiplantae; Streptophyta; Magnoliopsida; Poales; Poaceae
Product: cysteine synthase-like
Exons: 11
Coding region: 172-1149 (325 amino acids)
Molecular function (GO): cysteine synthase activity
Source: RefSeq, a predicted model, not a curated record